This is a messenger RNA of Dermatophagoides pteronyssinus (European house dust mite), 1997 nucleotides long. RefSeq lists its product as uncharacterized. Lineage: Eukaryota; Metazoa; Arthropoda; Arachnida; Sarcoptiformes; Pyroglyphidae. The record is from RefSeq and is a predicted model, not a curated record.
UUCUCAUUGGUCGAUUUUUUUUGUUCGUUCGUUCGUUUCUGAUGACUGUUGUGUGAAACGCCAGCAUUUUUUUCUGUCAAAUCAUCAUUUGCUUUUCACGUUUGGCAUUUUUUUUUUUGGUUUGUUUCAAACGAAUUUUUUUCCCCUUGGAUUUCUUUUUGAUUGACAAUUUUCCCCUAUUGAAAAAUCGAUUAUUAUUAUUAUCAUCAUGAUGACGACUAUGGAUCCAAAUACUUUGUUGGUAUAUAAAAAACUUGUUGAAGCAAAAAAACAAAUUGAUGAAGCAAUUGCUGAAUUUCAAAAUUUAUCAUUAUUAUCACAAUCAAAAACAUUGCCCAUUCCGGUGAAAAAUGAUUCGUUGGAAAAAAAUGAUUUAUCAUCAACUAAAAUGGUUAAUGGUGAUUCGGAUCCUUUGAAAAUUAAGAUGAUGUUGGAUAAUGGUGAUUCGAUUGCUCCGUUGAAUAAACAAUCAACACUAUUAAAAAUUAUUCGUUCAAGUAAUGAAUCAUUGAAAAUGAAUGGUAAAAUUGAUCAAAUUGAAGGUAGUGUUCAAGAUCAACAAUUACCAACGAAAACAUUGAAAAAUUCACGAAUUCAAGAUGGUACAAUUACAUUAAGUUUAGUUUAUUCAUCAAGAAAUUUUUAUGUUAAUUUUGAUUAUGAUAAAAUGAUUGAUUUCUAUAAGAAAUUGAAUGAAGAUUAUUUUGAAAUGGAUCAAAAACUUAUUACAUUAAUGCCAUAUGAUGUUAUUGUCGAUAGAAUUUAUGCCGUUCUUAAUCCAGCCGAUGAAAGUUAUUAUCGUGCCAAAGUUAUUGAUUUUCAAUCAGCUGAUUCAAAAGUAAAAAUUAUUCUUUAUGAUUAUGGUGAAGAAAUGAUUUUUGAACGAAAAAAUAUUUUUCGUUUAUUGCCACCGUAUGAUAAAGAACCGCCAUUUGCUGUUAAUUGUUUUCUUAAUGAAAAAUGGACCGAAGAUUUUUGUGCAUUCGAUUCGGCAAUGCUGAAAUAUUUAGAAGAUGGUAUUGCAAUGGAAGGAAAAUUCGCAGCACCAUUAUUGAAUUGUAAACGAAUUCCGGUUUCAAUCAAAAUUGAAUUGCCAAAUAAAAAAUUGGAUAAUUUUACAUCGAUUGAUCAUGGUGUUGAAAUUUGUGAUUUCAUUGCACAACAUAAAUUUAAUUAUGAAAAAUUUUUCCAAUUGAAUCCUAUUGAUUGGGAAAAAUUGUCAAAAUCAUUUCAAUUAUUGGAUUCGAAUACUGGUUUUUCAAAUUCCUUGAAGAUGGAUAAAGCAUGGAUUGUUAAAGUUGAUGAUAUUGAUAAUUUUUUGAUCAUGUCAGAACAAUCAUAUUCGAAAUCUGAAUUGAACAAUUUCAUAACCAAUAUCAGUCAUUUUUAUGAUUCAUCUUAUGAUAUGAUGUUUACGGAUGUUAAACCAAAUGAUUUGGCCGUGAUAAAAUAUCAGGAUUAUUUUUUCCGUGCAUUGAUAUUGUCGGAAAAUGUGGCAAAUGAAAAUUUUGAAAUUUUCGCAUUCGACAUUGGUUUUGUUGGCAAUGUUAAAAAAACAGAAAUAUUUCAUUUAUUGGAUAUAUUUUCAUUGGAAAAAUUUCAACCAUUUAUUUUUAGUUGUCGUGUGCACAAACUUGUACCGAUUAAAGAAAAUUGGAGUUCAAUUGCUAUUACUACAUUUAAAAAAUUGUGCAAAAAUGCCAUCAAAAUUAAUGUACGUGGUUUUGUCGGGGGAAAAUUACAGAUUGAAAUUUUCAAUGGUGAAACUAGUAUUCAAACAUUAUUUGUACGUUGCCGUUUUGCUAAACCGAUUGAAUGAAAUGAAUGAAAAUCGGAAUCUGGGAUACGAAAUAACCAAACAACAAACUUCUGGAUGUCAAUUGAUGGCAAUUGUCAACAUUUUUUUUCUUUUCCUUUUCGAGAAUACAAAAUUUUCAAAAACAAAACUUUCAAAUUCAGUCAACAUUAACAUUUUUCCUCAAAAUUUAAAAAGAAUU